UCUAAUAAUGAAUGGCUACUAAUAGCUUGCAGAUAUAGUGGUUUGGCAUAUUCUUGGGCAGUGAUCGCCGCCUCAGGGUCAAUCAAUACUGUCAGGGAUGACUGGCCUUCGUAUCAUUCUGAUCCAGUGAGAGAGAGAGAGAGAGAGAGAUGCAUCUUCACGCAAGGGGAAGAUAUGAAGUUGAGCAUUGGGAUGCAGUUGCAAGAGGCAGUGUUCCUUUUAGGGGAUUGGUGGGUGAUCCUCAUUUGUCUGCGCCACCUCCUUUCUGGAAUGGUGAUGAAGGGAUUGGUGGGAACAGGUCUAUGGAGAAGUGAGCUCAUCCCAACCAUCUUAGUAAUCCAUGGAGCUAAGCAAAGCAGCAAGUCUCGAGUGACUCAUCAGUCUCAAUGCAUUCUUAAGGCUUUGAGUUCUGAUCCAUGGGAAAAAGGUUUUAUAUGCUUCAUUCACCGUGGUAGCUGCAGCUGCAGUGAUCAAUGUGCAUGUUUGCCUCCACUCCAAUAUGUUGAGUUAAAGAUCUGGCAUCCACAAGUUCUCGAACGAAUCUCAAAGGAGUCGAUCAAGUCUCCUGCGUGCAUCUCGAAGCAGGAUCCAAGUCCGAAUGAACAUGCUAUGGAGGCCUUAUUUCACUGAAGCAAAAAGCACAGACUCUUUCGUUGAAGGAUGACGAAGACUGAUCCGGUAAGUUUUCCUCGCUAACAUGUGUUUCUUGUUUGACUCGAAGUUAUUGGACUCGUCUUCAAUAUUUGGAGACCAUGCAUGGAUCUGAGCAGAGCCCAUCGAGCUUCCGCACGAGUUUUCCUCUCCAAGAGGUGCGAGACCUUAAUGAUCAUGAUUGCACAUCUGAUACCCCCCCAUUCAGGGUUGACCGACCCGGAAAACAUUAAAGGGGUGAUGUGGAUCGGCUGUGAUUUAGGCUCUCGCAGGUCUGUUGCGGUGGGGGCCCGUGCAUAUGGGCCCUUGAGAGACCACGUAGAAUGGUCUAUGUAAAAAAUAAUAUAUUAAUAAGAUAAUUGUACAAUACGUACAAUAAAUAAUAAUUUAUUUAAAUAAAUAUAUCUUUAGUCGGUCAAAAAUUUUGAACUGAAAUCCCACGGGUGGGAUUUCAGUUACUUCCAAAAGUAAGUUUUCAAUAAUAGUUCUUUUUUUAUUUUUAUGUGAUGACUACAAGCAUAAUAAAAAAAUAUAUAAGAAGCCAACGAAAUCAGAGGUAUACAUCUAUAUAUAUAAAAAGACAACAAAAGAAUGGUUGUUGUCUAUAUUAUUUUUUUAUAUACAUGUAUAUGAAAAGACAACGAAGUCUUUUACUCGGGGAAAUCGAAGGUAGCAAUACAGUUAUAUCUAGCCGUGGAUUUUGAUCAAAGAUGAGAAUCAUAAAAUUAACGGCUGGAGAAUGCUCACUCGCUCUAUGUGGCGUCAUGCCCUGUCAGUGCGGUGGUUGGAAUCGACGCAUGAUUCCAUGUGGGACCCGCUUGUGGAACGGUUGCCUUCUCUCACAACAAGGCGUUAGUUGGGUGGUCAGCUUAAUCCACGACAAGCGGUAAGUUAACCUCGAAUGUCCAGAUGACCUGGCCGAGUGGGAGCGCCACCGACGUCUGAGGUUCUGGUCACCUCGUGUGAGAGUAAGACGAACAGAAUUUUCGGUGAUUUGCUGCCGCUCUCGGACUUUUGGGCUGUACUUUACCUGACGCAUGGGCGGUAAUCGCACGGGUGAACACGUGACUCCGUAUGCCCUUUAUAUGCCGGUGCGGAGGCGCUUUGGCGGGAAUCGGAGCUUUUCUUGGAGUCUUCCACAUGAGUUCUGGUAUUUAGCAAGGGAAGCGAUUAGGAGGCGGUGGCACUAUUGUCACGACCUUAGCUGGUUUUGCCUAAGGCGUGCGGCACCCUCGCGCGUCCGUCCGCAAAGGUCAGCCUCCCCGAAGCCUCCCAUUGUCCCUUAGGACCAACAAAAGAGAGAACGGGUUAAAGAGAACGCCUCAAUCGGGAUCCACAAGCAAACAUGUCCGAAAAACACUUCAUAGACAAUGCAAAUCACAAACAGACUUUACAAGCUCUGAACAGUGGCACAACAAAGGGUAAAUUGGUCCAUUACAGACCGAAAAGUUCUCGAACGUGUCCACAUGACAUAACCUUUAUUUACAAGCCUAAAGAAGCCACCAACCCAACUAACAUGGGACUAUUUAGCCUUCGGUUGCCCCUCUACCUGCUGUACAAGGCAUGAACAUGCCAAAAGACAACGGACAGACAUAAGCAUUACAUCCAACAUCUUGUUUAGAAGUUUGUCCGUUACAUUCUCCCCCACUUAUCCUUUCGACGUCCUCGUCGAAGCCUUUGUGAACACU
Messenger RNA from Musa acuminata AAA Group (dessert banana), 2339 nucleotides. RefSeq lists its product as uncharacterized. NCBI's taxonomy places the organism in Eukaryota, Viridiplantae, Streptophyta, Magnoliopsida, Zingiberales, Musaceae. The record is from RefSeq and is a predicted model, not a curated record. Bases 175 to 630 code for a protein of 151 amino acids. The transcript has 6 exons.